Protopterus annectens (West African lungfish) is the source of this 4435-nucleotide messenger RNA. RefSeq names its product lysyl oxidase like 4 (gene LOXL4). Gene Ontology annotation, molecular function: copper ion binding; protein-lysine 6-oxidase activity. The record is from RefSeq and is a predicted model, not a curated record. Gene Ontology annotation, biological process: peptidyl-lysine oxidation. The coding region runs from base 168 to 2426 and encodes 752 amino acids. Lineage: Eukaryota; Metazoa; Chordata; Ceratodontiformes; Protopteridae. Gene Ontology annotation, cellular component: membrane. The transcript is spliced from 15 exons.
GAAAAGCAGCAGCCAAAGAAAUCAGUCUGACACAGCCUGGCAGAUUAAAGGGUUUGUAGAAACAGAGAGAGAGAGAGAGAGAAGGUAAAAUUGCAUGCUGUGAACAUACAGCUUCAUUCAUUCACAGCGCUCUUCAACUCCAGAGGUCUACUGGAGAGAAAACGACCAUGGGAUACAGAAUUACCUCAAUUCCAUUAUUUCUGUGGCUUCAUUUAGUAGCAUUCAGGCUAUGCUGGGGGCAGCAGACCUCCCAGAUCCAGCUGCGACUUGCAGGAGAGGGAAGGAAGCCGCAUGAGGGCCGUGUGGAAGUGCUGUAUAAUAGACAGUGGGGAACUGUGUGUGAUGAUGACUUUAGCAUGGAAACUGCAACUGUGAUCUGCAGGGAACUGGGCUUUGUUACAGCACUUACCUGGGCUCACAGCGCCAAGUAUGGACAAGGACUAGGUCCAAUUUGGUUAGACAAUCUGCAGUGUACUGGAAAUGAGAAAUCCGUUGCUGAAUGCAGCUCAAAUGGAUGGGGCAAAAGUGACUGCCAGCACUCUGAGGAUGCUGGGGUUGUCUGCACAGCAAAAAGAAUUCCCGGCUUUGACCCUGAACAGACAUUUGUGAGUUUGCCAGUGGAGGGUGCCGUGCAUCUGCAAGAUGUGAGGAUCCGACCUAUCCUUACUCGGGCUAAGAUUCAGGAACCAGUAACAGAAGGCGUCGUAGAGCUGAAGAUUGAAGGCAAGUGGCGUAAGGUCUGUGACACAGACUGGACUGCUCACAACAGCAGAGUCGUAUGUGGAAUGCUGGGGUUUCCUACUGAGGCACGCCAUAACAACAAGUUCUACAGGAAGCUCUGGAAUAUGAAGAUGACUGAUCCACAAACAAGGCUUAGCAGAUUUUCAAAGAAGAAUAGUUUUUGGGUGCACAAAGUGAGCUGUACUGGAAGUGAGCCUCAUCUUUCCAACUGCAAGAUGCAGGUGUCAGCAGGUUUGAGUAAGCCAUCUUGUGAAUAUGGGAUGCAUGCUAUUGUCAGCUGUACACCAGGGCCAGAGUUCACUCAGGACAAUGGGCAUGGACCUAGGACGAUGUCCCAAAGUAAGGAUGCCAAAGUAAGACUCAAAUCUGGAGCCCUUCAUGGUGAAGGACGAGUGGAAGUGAUGAGGAAUGGAAAGUGGGGUACUAUCUGUGACAACGGCUGGAACCUCAUUUCUGCUAGUGUUGUAUGUCGUGAGCUGGGCUAUGGGUCUGCAAGAGUGGCCGUCGUAGGGUCCAAGCUUGGACAAGGCAUGGGUCCUAUUCACAUGAGCAACGUGCAGUGCUCUGGCAUGGAGAAAUCUGUCACUGAAUGCAGUUUCCAGGAGCCAGUCUGUAAUCAUGAAGAAGAUGCUGCCGUAAGAUGCAAUGUACCCCAGAUGGGUUACAAGAACAAGGUUCGGCUGGCUGGUGGCCAGUCUCAGUAUGAAGGCCGUGUGGAAGUCCUGAUGGAGGUGAAUGGUGUUAUGAAGUGGGGCACAGUCUGUGGCCAUGGCUGGGGAAUCAAUGAAGCUAUGGUCAUUUGCAGACAGUUGGGCCUUGGCUAUGGCAACCAUGCAUUACAGGAAACUCCAUACUGGAAUGGAGACCCAAAUGCUAAUGAUAUUGUUCUGAGUGGAACACGUUGUUCAGGAACUGAAAUGGCAAUUCAACAGUGUCGACAGCAUCGAGUGGUGAACUGCCCCCAUGGUGGAGGACGCCAUUCUGCAGGGGUCACUUGUACUGACAUUGCACCAGACCUCACAAUGAAUGCCCAGCUGAUACAAGAGACAUCAUACCUAGAAGACCGUCCCCUCCAUAUGCUAUACUGUGCCCAUGAAGAAAACUGUCUUGCAAAGUCCGCCAACAGAAUGAACUGGCCUCAUGGGCACAGGCGCCUUCUACGAUUCACCUCCCAGAUCAUCAACAUUGGCCGAGCAGACUUCCGACCAAAGAGUGGGCGACAUGAAUGGGUGUGGCAUCAGUGUCAUGGACACUACCACAGCAUUGAAGUGUUCACCCACUAUGACCUCCUGACUCUGGAUGGUUCCAAGGUCGCUGAAGGACACAAAGCCAGCUUCUGCUUAGAGGACACAAACUGCCAUGAAGGUCUACAGAAACGCUACGCCUGUUUCAACUUUGGAGACCAAGGUAUCAGUGUUGGUUGCUGGGACUCAUAUCGACAUGACAUUGACUGUCAGUGGGUUGAUAUCACAGAUGUAAAACCUGGAGAUUACGUAUUUCAGGUGAUUGUUAAUCCUAAUAACGAUGUGGCAGAAUCAGAUUUCACCAAUAACAUUGUGAGGUGCAGGUGCAGAUAUGAUGGCUACCGAGUGUACAUGUAUGGAUGUCACACAGGAGAUGCAUAUACUGCUGAAAUCGAAGCUCUGUUUGAACGCCAUCUCACAAUAUCCAACAACCUGAUAUAAUCUGCUUGCCACUCAGAAAGGCACCUGAAAUAAAUACCAGAUAGCCUUUUGGACUGAAACUCUCCAUCCAGUGAAACUGUAUUUAUUACCUCAUUGAACAUGGACUAAUGCAAUUUAACUAUGGUGCAUUAUUUUAUGCUAACUAUGUUAAGAGAUGGAUGGAGGAAAACAAAUAUUUAUUUACUUCUCCACCUUCUUUUAUGUGCCCACAUUUGUUCAUUGAGAGGUGCAGAAGUCUGCAUUGUUGUAGACUUGUUUAAAGUGUAGCAAUGGUUGUACUGAUACACAAACUGACAGCAAUGCAUACUAUAUAUGAAUGGGAAGAAAUGAGGGGGCAUUUCAUUAUAAAGGAAAACAGACUCAUUAUGAGAAAUAAUGCUGCUUUUUUGUUAAUUUACAUGUUAUAAAUUCCUAAAAGUUCACAUUUCAAAUAGCAGUCAGGAUGUGGGGCAGGAAAUUUCUGGAGGAAUUCUGCCAAACAUCCAUCAUAAAAUGUGUGUGGUGCUCUUUUGAUGAUUCCUACCUGACUGCCAAAGUCAGUCUGUGAAGCAAAACUGCAUGUCUGCUAACUGGGAGGCUUCAGAAACAGAGACCAUACACCGCCUAGUAGUAGUUCUCAACUCCAGUAGUAAUUUUUAAUGUAGACACUGUGUUUCCACAAAGAGGGGUCAUGUUUCACUCCACCCAUCUUGAACAUCUGUCAGAGGGAAACAACGUUUUUUUCUGUUUAGCUCAAUCUGUAAACAAUGAAUAUAAUUUUAGACUCAUAUCUAAUGACACUGGCAGCUGGCUUUAACCAAUCUACAGCAUAGUCCCUGUUCAACUGAGAAACAUUCAGAACAACUGAUGUUCCACUGUUCAGCAUGAGUCUGUCCCCACCCAUGGAUGCUGGGUAUUGUCAAUUAAUACCAGAGCUGCAUAGUUUUUAUUUUGAUUAAUGGAGUAAGUGGAGGGAGAAUUGUGUAACUCUUUCAAAACUUAUAAAACGGACAAUGGUUUCUUUGUCAGACUUUAGCCAUCUGGUACUGUUGCCUUUCUGGUACAACUCAAAAAAUGAUUCAGGUACCUCUGUUCACCUUUACCACAGGCUCUAUUGUAACAGUAUGUUUGUUCUAUAUCUCUUCCUCUAAACUUAUUUUGGAGCUGAAGGGGGACCCCAAACUAUUUAUGGUGCUGAAAAUAUGGGGUCAGUGCUUUACAUAUCUGUUUGUUCUUCUGUAAUUCAUGUGACACAUGUUUCAUGCACUAACAUCACAUGUGAUAGCAGCUAAUCAUUGAAGUUCAGUAAAUCAACAACCCUGCCAUCUGAGACAUCACUUGCUGUGGCACCCACCUGGUAUUACAUGUAUGAAAUUCUUCAACCGUGAUCAAGUUUUUCAUAGUAGAAUUCAGUUGUACUUUUAAUUAUAAAUCUAUAAGCGCUGAUCCGUUAUUUAUGCAGGGACUCUCUUACUUCACGUUUAUAUCUCAAAACUAAUCAGAUUUAUUCAGUGGUAUUUGUACUCAUACUGUGCUUAUUCAUCCCUGCUACGGUUACCAGAGAGUCACUUCUACAGGCUGAACAAACUUAAGGUUGCUUUAUGCUAAUCUUUGUAUUUAUUUAUUAUUCCUGUGGGCUGCCAUAAUAUAGAAUGAAAAGUUGUGAAUUUUGAAAAAAAAAACAUUUAAGGCUUUUUUCAGUGUUCUGUAUUAUGAAAAAGAAAACUUAAAGUAAUAUAAUGCAAAGUUAUCAGGAAAUCUAUGUUUACGGAACUGUGCAAUCAAUGUUUGUUUGUCUUCUUUUUGCUUCUUAAAUGUUGGCUAGAAAUGUGAACGCACUAGAUGUAUGACUGAGGAAUAACUUGCAUUUUAAAAGAAUGUUCACAGUACCUCUGCAAGUGGUAAACAAGAUACUUAAUGUAUAUAUUACAGCUUCCCUUAAUCCACUUAGCAUACAUCUAACUACCACUGUUGCAGGAAAUGUGGCACACCAGUGUAAAAAAAAAUAUAUAUAUAUAUAUAUAUAUAUA